Lontra canadensis (Northern American river otter) is the source of this 2318-nucleotide messenger RNA. RefSeq names its product protein tyrosine phosphatase non-receptor type 11 (gene PTPN11). Gene Ontology annotation, molecular function: protein tyrosine phosphatase activity. The transcript is spliced from 16 exons. NCBI's taxonomy places the organism in Eukaryota, Metazoa, Chordata, Mammalia, Carnivora, Mustelidae. The record is from RefSeq and is a predicted model, not a curated record. Bases 169 to 1962 code for a protein of 597 amino acids. Gene Ontology annotation, biological process: protein dephosphorylation.
ACAGUCUCCGGGAUCCCCAGGCCUGGAGGGGGGUCUGCGCGCGGCCGGCUGGCUCUGCCUCCCUGUCCGGUCCCGAGCGGGCCUCCCUCGGGCCAGCCCGAUGUGACCGGGCCCAGCAGAGCCUGAGCAAGGAGCGGGUCCGUCGCGGAGCCGGAGGGCGGGAGGAACAUGACAUCGCGGAGAUGGUUUCACCCAAACAUCACUGGCGUGGAGGCCGAAAACCUGCUUUUGACAAGAGGCGUUGAUGGCAGUUUUUUAGCAAGGCCCAGUAAAAGCAACCCUGGAGACUUCACCCUUUCCGUCAGAAGAAAUGGCGCCGUCACCCACAUCAAGAUUCAGAACACUGGUGAUUACUAUGACCUGUACGGAGGAGAGAAGUUUGCCACUUUGGCUGAGUUGGUCCAGUAUUAUAUGGAACAUCACGGGCAAUUAAAAGAGAAGAAUGGAGAUGUUAUUGAGCUUAAAUAUCCUCUGAACUGUGCAGAUCCUACCUCUGAAAGGUGGUUUCAUGGACACCUCUCUGGGAAAGAAGCAGAGAAAUUACUAACGGAGAAAGGAAAACACGGUAGCUUUCUGGUACGAGAGAGCCAGAGUCACCCCGGAGAUUUUGUUCUUUCUGUCCGAACUGGUGACGACAAAGGGGAGAGCAAUGAUGGCAAGUCGAAAGUGACCCACGUCAUGAUCCGCUGUCAGGAACUGAAAUAUGAUGUUGGUGGAGGAGAACGGUUUGAUUCUUUGACAGAUCUUGUGGAGCAUUACAAGAAGAAUCCCAUGGUGGAAACACUGGGCACAGUACUACAACUCAAGCAGCCCCUCAACACAACACGUAUCAAUGCUGCUGAAAUAGAAAGCCGGGUUCGAGAGCUAAGCAAAUUAGCUGAGACCACAGAUAAAGUCAAACAAGGCUUUUGGGAAGAAUUUGAGACACUACAACAGCAGGAGUGCAAACUUCUCUACAGCCGAAAAGAGGGUCAGAGGCAAGAAAAUAAGAACAAAAAUAGAUAUAAAAACAUCCUGCCCUUUGAUCAUACCAGGGUUGUCCUACACGAUGGUGAUCCCAAUGAGCCCGUUUCAGAUUACAUCAAUGCAAAUAUUAUCAUGCCUGAGUUUGAAACCAAAUGCAACAAUUCAAAGCCCAAAAAGAGUUACAUUGCCACGCAAGGCUGCUUGCAAAACACAGUGAAUGACUUUUGGCGGAUGGUAUUUCAAGAGAACUCCCGAGUGAUUGUCAUGACAACGAAAGAAGUGGAGAGAGGAAAGAGUAAAUGUGUCAAAUACUGGCCCGACGAGUAUGCUCUGAAAGAAUAUGGGGUCAUGCGUGUUAGGAACGUCAAAGAAAGUGCUGCUCAUGACUAUACAUUAAGAGAACUUAAACUUUCAAAGGUUGGACAAGCUCUACUCCAGGGGAAUACAGAGAGAACCGUGUGGCAAUACCACUUUCGGACCUGGCCGGACCACGGAGUGCCCAGUGACCCUGGGGGCGUGCUGGACUUCUUGGAGGAGGUCCACCAUAAGCAAGAGAGCAUUAUGGACGCAGGGCCUGUGGUCGUUCACUGCAGUGCUGGAAUCGGCCGGACAGGGACGUUCAUUGUGAUUGAUAUCCUUAUUGACAUCAUCAGAGAGAAAGGUGUCGACUGUGACAUUGAUGUUCCCAAAACCAUUCAGAUGGUGCGGUCUCAGAGGUCAGGGAUGGUCCAGACAGAAGCACAGUAUAGGUUCAUCUAUAUGGCUGUCCAGCAUUACAUCGAAACACUACAGCGCAGGAUUGAAGAAGAACAGAAAAGCAAGAGGAAAGGGCAUGAAUAUACAAAUAUUAAGUAUUCUCUAACGGACCAGACAAGUGGAGAUCAGAGUCCCCUCCCGCCUUGUACCCCAACACCAUCUUGUGCAGAAAUGAGAGAAGAUAAUGCUAGAGUCUAUGAAAAUGUGGGUCUGAUGCAGCAGCAGAAAAGUUUCAGAUGAGAACACCCAGCAAGACUUCAGCACAGACACAGAUGUGGACCUUUACCCUCUCCCUGAAAAGAUCAAGAACAGAUGAAAGAAAGUACAUGCGAAGAAUGAAUUUGAAUUUGGAAGGCUUGUGUUGUGGUUGACUACCUUUGGAUAAGCAAAAUUCAGAACUAUUUAAAGACCACUAUAUUCUAACUCGACAAUACCUGAUUACCAAUUACUCAUUUCCUCAGAUAAGAAGAAAUCAUCUCUACAAUGUAGACAGUGUUAUAUUUUAUAGAAUUUUAUUUUAAAUUGAGGAAGCCGUUAAUUGUGUUCUAUAUUUUAAUGAUGAUGGUGAUUCAAAUUCUACUUAUUGGCAUUUUCUU